CGUAUCUUACAGCAGAAUAACCCGACCGCCGUUGUAGUCUACACUCAGCCGCGCACUCUCUCUCUUUCUCGCUCGCUCUCUCAUACUGCACCGAGCACUCCAGUCCGUUUGGUAGUUGGCGGUGCGAGGGGUCUAACAUUUACGCACGGGGAUAUCUACGCAAAAACAAACAAACAAAACAAAAACAGAAGUGCACUUGUUUUUCGGGGAUAGUUGCCAUAUCCACCGUAACUGCCUAUCUACAUCAGUUCUUUAGCGCCUUCUGAGUCGCGAGCCCAUCCUACAACAGUCAUGUCCGAGGUUCUGCCAUACGGAGAGGGGAAAAUGAGCGGAUACGGAGCGGACAACGAUGUAAGUCAGAUGUCCUUCAGCUGCGGGCUGCAGGACACCAACUCAUUCUUCGGAGCGUCGCAGGCGAAAAGACCUCCAAAACUUGGACAGAUCGGCAGAGCAAAGAGAGUGGUCAUCGAGGACGACCGAAUAGAUGAGGUGCUUAAAGGCAUGACCGACAAAUCAUCACCGGACGUGUAAACCCGUGCGAUGCCUUGCAGACAUUUCGAUUUUUAUCACCGAUUCGAAGCACUUGUCGGUUGUGCAUGUAAAGAUGAUUGCAAAGAGAUGGAGAGACGGUGGCACGAUGCUCGAACCACGAGGAGACUAAACUAAAAAGGGAAAAGGAGAAUUAAGAAGGGAGAGACGGAAUUUCCUUUGGGGUUUGCUGGCAAUUCUACAAUAUAAACGACAACCCGAAUGGAAGCUUUGAGGAAGAUGUCGGAGAUGUUGAGGUUGCGCGCGCUGCGGGUCUGUGAAUAAGGGUGGAUUGACUUGCCAUUAUUAUUCCACGACCAUCAUCUUCCAAAAGCGCUGUAAACAACACAAAGUUCAACCGAAGACUGAACCGCAUCUUAAGCUCUGUUACUAUGUACAGUAUCUUAGCUCGAAGACCUUCCCCUUAACACACACACACACACACACAUAGAUCUGCCUUGAGCGUCAAAUUCUAUCCGACUGCUGCUUUUAGAGACAUUUUAGAUUUAACACACAAAAAGACUUUAAGCGCUCCCAUAAUGAUAAAUGAAUUAUAUUUACGGAUGGUGCAAUGUGAAUAUUUUCUCUCGCUAUUUUGCGUCAUAUUCUUUUUCAAAAAUUGAGAAGUUUAUCAUACACAUGCCCACAGGUGUUGAAGCGUGUAGUCUUUAAAGCGUCGUUUGGUGAUCUGUUGUUUUGCCCUUCACUGCAGCUGAUUUGCGCACCUGCGCCACGGAUUCACAUCAUCAGUACAAGCACAAAGGAACAUUGUGCGUGCCACCUCUUGUAAUUAACCCAACACGAAUGCAUCUCGAUUUCUUCCAAAGCAUAAGUUUUUUAUUUAGUUUUCCAUCAGCUCCUCACAUUUCUUCAGUCGUGUCCAUCUCUUUGCAUGAACUUUCACUCCGGUGCCAACAGAGGUGCCGCCAUGAAUCUUACCCUGGCACGCUUCUUUUUAAAAAAAGUCAUAUUUGUAUUUUUAUAUCUAAAUAUUUGUUAUUUAAAAUGAUAUGCUAGUAUGUCGUCUUAAAGAUUUAUCAACAAUGAUGUUUAUAUUUCAGAGAAAAAUCUUUAGACAUGGAUUAGAGUAUAAUUCAGUUGGGUUGGAAUGUUUUUUUUUUUUAAGACUUGAUGAAUGAAUGUUUCUCGGGUUUUUUGCACACACACACAUCCGUGUUGAACCACUGUUAUAUGGAAAUCAUAAACUGUGACUUGAGCUUUGUUGAUGAAUUUGUUAGGAAAAUGGCGAUAUUAGAAAUCUACUGCACUUUUUACGAAUAUCUUCAAAUAACUUGUUAUUUGACAGGUUUUUGGACAUUACGUUUCUUCUGUUGAUUUGUUGGAUCUUUUUUUUUUUUUGCUUUGUUUUGUACCAUUAAUCUAAAGAAACUGACUAUGGUUUGUUGUGCAUGAAACCUUAAUACUUUUCAAUAACGGAACAUUGUUUUAUUAAGCAAAAAAAGCAACAAAAAUGUCAUGACAUUCUAAGAAUGAAUCAUUGCAUAUUAUAAUACCAUUUUCACUGUAUUUGGUGAACUAAUAAAUGGUGGAAGAACAUA
Messenger RNA from Carassius carassius (crucian carp), 2087 nucleotides. RefSeq names its product calcium/calmodulin-dependent protein kinase II inhibitor 2-like. Gene Ontology annotation, biological process: negative regulation of protein kinase activity. Gene Ontology annotation, molecular function: calcium-dependent protein kinase inhibitor activity; protein kinase binding. Lineage: Eukaryota; Metazoa; Chordata; Actinopteri; Cypriniformes; Cyprinidae. The record is from RefSeq and is a predicted model, not a curated record. The coding region runs from base 292 to 531 and encodes 79 amino acids. The transcript has 2 exons.